AUGUCGCUUGCGGAUGAGCUUUUGGCAGAUUUAGAAGAUGAGGAAUUAGUGGAGGAAACAGAACAAGAUGGAGGAGAAGGCUUAGAAGAAGUGGAUGAACAACUACCAUCCAUGAGUGUCUAUGAUCGAGUUGGAUCCGUGGCAAAAUUACUAGGGAAUCAAAAUUACAAGGAUCUUAUCAACAAGAUGCAGGAGCAACUAAAUUUGAAAGAAAUUCCGCCAGUUACAAAGCCACUGGAAGCAGAUCCACAGUACAAAUUGAUUGUGGAACUUUCUGGGCUUGCGGCUGAAGUGGAUCAGGAAUUGAACGUUAUUCAUAAGUUUGUACGUGACAAAUAUGAAAAACGUUUUCCUGAAUUAGAAUCUCUGGUGCCAAAUGCAUUAGAAUAUUUAGCAACUGUAAAGCUUCUGGGAAAUGAUAUUUCGACUAAAGGACAAAAUAAACAAAUUUUGAGUGAAAUUUUGGCGCCCGCUACGUGCAUUGUAGUUAGUGUGACAGCAUCAACUACACAAGGAAAAGCAUUGGAACCAGAUGAAUUGGCAGCAGUACAAGAAGCUUGCGACAUGGCUGAGCAAUUGCACACCGACCGACUUAAUAUGUAUCAGCUGGUUGAAUCGAGGAUGGCGCUUAUUGCGCCGAAUUUGUGCGAAAUUUUGGGAGCUGGUACAGCAGCAAUGAUCGUCGCUAAAGCUGGAGGUCUUGCUCCACUGGCUCGUCUUCCCGCUUGUAAUGUCCUAAUUCUUGGUGCGCAGAAAAAAACGCUGAGUGGUUUUAGUUCGACAGCUGUGUUGCCGCAUGCUGGUUUCCUUUUCUUUCAUCCUAUUGUACAAGGAGUUCCACCAGACUUAAGACAAAAAGCUUCUCGCUUAUUGGCAGCCAAAACAACGCUCGCUGCUCGUGUUGAUUUUAUUCAUGAAUCAUCCGAUGGAUCAAUUGGAAAAAGCUUAUUUGAACAAAUAAAGCAGAAAAUAGAAAAGAUGUUGGAGCCUCCUCCAGUAAAGGCUGCAAAACCUCUACCGAAGCCUUUAGAUAAGGCUAGCAAAAAACGAGGAGGUCGUCGAGUAAGAAAGAUGAAAGAACGACUGGGCAUGACGGAGUUAAGGAAAAAAUCGAAUCGCAUGAAUUUUGGUGAGUUAGCUGAAGAUGUUAUCCAAGAAAAUAUGGGAUUCUCUCUUGGGCAAGCAUUGAGUGGUCCAUCUUCUGGAAGCCGGAUCAGAAGUGCUACAAUUGAUCCGAAAACAAGAGCCAGGAUGUCACAAAAACUUCAAAAAACAAUGGAACGACAGCGAUCAAUGGGUGGUGUAACGUCGAUCCGUUCACGAGCGGCAGGCACUGCUUCAAGUGUAACUUUCACUCCCGUUUUGGGACUAGAGAUUGUAAACCCAACAGUGAAACCUGAUCAUGUUGGUUCCUCUUCUACAACUUACUUUUCACCUUCUGCCUCAUUUGUGAAAGUUCAGACUCCGAUGUUACGGCAUUAA
Molecule: messenger RNA, 1482 nt
Organism: Acanthocheilonema viteae
Lineage: Eukaryota; Metazoa; Nematoda; Chromadorea; Rhabditida; Onchocercidae
Source: the annotation of a GenBank genome assembly